AUGGGAAAUGCUCAAAAUUGCAAGUGGAGUUUCUUUCAGCAGGCUUGCAAGGAUGGCACACUUAAAAUUUAUAGGUAAGACGUUACCAGGGAUUGGACUGAGCAGUACUGCAAGCAACUAUAAAAUCAUACGUUGUCUAAGUUAGGGAAAUGGGUGUUGCUGAAUGUACACUACUACUACUACUACUACUACUGCUAGCUAGCUAGCUUAGCUUAACAGAACCCACCACAAUUGUCCGAACGACAGAUAUUCUAGCCAGUUUUCUAAACUAUGCCCCUAAAUCAGUGGCGAUUUUAGCAUGUAAAUCUCGGUGGGGUAAACAAAACAUAAAUUGUGGGGAUGCAUGCCAGUAAAGCCACUACAUAACACAACACUAAACAAUACAUUAAUUACACUAUAACGGUGACAAACUGUGCCAACAAACUGUUUUAGGGCCUACAUAAAGCUGUCACAACAGCAGAAUCCCAACAGCAGUCCCAACACCUUACCACUGCUACACCUGGCUAUCAGCGGAGCCUUGUCUGGCAGCGAAACAGUUCAUUCAGCCUCAUUUACUGCCUUGAAAAAAAACAUAGCUGAUAUGGUUGACUUGCUUAAACAAUUGUGGUUUCUACUGACAUCUGAGAUGUACAAACUAUGGCAUAAGGGGACAACAAGCAGAUAAGAGGCAAUCCGUAAUUUCGAUUAAGACAUUAAUGAGCGAGCUAGUAUGGACGUAGUCAAUAUAACUAUUUGUUCUGCACUUUUGAAAUGUACAAUGACAGAAUUCAGAACAUGGGCCGUUCUUACAGUGUUCUCCCAGUACACCAUGUCUGAACAAUAGGCUAAAUAAAGGGGCCAUUUAAGCAGACAAUGAAAGCUCUUACAAUAUUCGAUAAUUACAUUUCUCUAAAACAGGUUAUAGGCUACAUGUGCACCACCAAGUCAGAACAGUAGGCGAAAUUAAGAGUGAAAAAUAUACCAAAUUAUUAAGGUGAGGCACAUGGGCUACUAACAGCUUACUACACAACAUACAGUUAGUGUUACUUUCUUAGCUACAGUAUACAUAUCUCCCUGGCAUAUUACCUCAUUUAUGCAGCAGCAUACAGUACAUUUUUGGACUCACCUUGUUGUGCAGUGCUCACUUGAACUCAGUCCAAAUGGGCAAAUGUCAUCAAAGUCUGGCAUUCUCUGGAUUUAUGGUGCUUUCAAGACAACUGGGAACUCGGAAAAAACAAGGUCGAAUCAUGAUGACGUCAGUGAUCUUCAGGUCGUAGCUCUAGAAAGAGUCCCGAGUUUCCGAUUUAUAAUUCUGAGUUGGAUGACCGUUCAAAGCGUAUUUUCCCAGUCAGAGCUAGUUUUUUCCAGAGUUCCCAGUUGUCUUGAACUCAUUGAAGUCAGAUUUCCCAGUUCUGAGUUAACAGUUGUUUUGAGUGCGGCAGAAAUCAUGCCGGAUUGACAGUAUUGCCAAUGUUGAAUGUUUAUCAUUUUAAGCUUGGAAAAGAGACCCUUAAACCGAGAAUUGGGACCACACACCCACUCCACUGAAUAGCAGGCUAGUGAUUGCUUUGCAAUGCUUGCAGUUAGCCACUGAUUCCAUCCAAACCACUCAUUGUUGAAUGUGCAAUUUCCAACUUGUUGUGUAAUGUUUUUGUCGAAUGGCCGAUGAGCACCAAUACGUGUUAUCUAUAAUUUCUCUUCAUUAUUUCUCUUCAUAUGACAAGGGUUAGAAAGGAUUUGCCAGUAGAUUGUCGACUUGAUUGAUGAUGACGACGACUGCUAGCUAAGAUUUUGAAAGUAUGAUGUUGACAUGAUCAGUCAAAUCAAAGCUACUGUAGAUAUAACGUGAUUUGAUGUCAUUUUAUCUGUGGCCAAUGACCUUGAGCCUUCUUGGAUGGGCACUUCUAAUGUAACUCUAUGGCAGCACCCAAGGGGCUUGAAUUUUCGAGCUCUACCCUUAGAUUUGGCAGUGAUUUACUGUCUCCAUGAGUGACAGAACACUGAGCCAAUCACGGUGCAACUAGAGAACAUUACCAACCCCUACGCUCCAAAUUUUCCACUGGCUGCCCCACCACCACAGAAAGCACUGAGCUAGGCUGAAACACCUGCAUUUUGGAGCUGCCUUACUCAAGAAAGCAAAAAAUAGACCAUGUUUGUAUGGAGGCUUUAUUAACUCAAUGACAUGUAUUAAUGCCAAAAUAACAUGCAAAACAGGUAACCCCCCUGUUCUUUUGCAUAGAAUGUGGGUCGCCACUGCCCUAAAUGUAACAAGACAUCAUUACAUUACAUUAGCUGUGCAUGGAAGCUUGUACAGAAUCAUCUACAGAAUCAGAGAUGAUCUAUUGUUACAGUGCCACUUGACAAUAGCCUAACUUUAUACACAGUUCAAAAUAGCUGAUGAGCUGCCUAUUAAUAGUAAAGCUGAAAGUGGAUGUAAGGUUGUCUUGUCUACAUUAUGUAUAGCUGCUUAGUACUUACUAUAGACAUUGAUGCCUAUAAAGCAGGGGAUAUAUAUGAUUUCUGAGUUAUGAUGAUGUAUGCCAUUCUCCCACAGAUAUUGGUAUUAACCUAACAGACCCUAUGUUUCGAGGAGUUUACAGAGGAAAUCAAAAACAUAAAGGUAGGUGUGAGUUGAACAUGCAUUUGGGCUACAUAACACUGUCAAAUGAGACAUCUGAUCUGAUAUGUGCAAUAUUUUUACAUUUAAGUCAUUUAGCAGAUGCUCUUAUCCAGAGCGACUUACAAAUUGACAAUAUGCAUCUCUGUUACAUUUACUAGGCUGAUUGGGAAUGUAUUAAGCAUUUCUAACAUAUCUGUACUUGUUUUGGGGCAGGUGACUUUGAUCAGAUAAUUGACCGUGCUGUCAAAGUUGGAGUCCAAAAGGUAAGAUUUGUGUCAAUGUUUAAUUUCAUGUCAACAUCAUAAAUAUAGUAUUGUGUUAAUAGCCUACAUCAGGGCUAUCCAACCCUCUUCCUGGAGAGCUACUGUGCUGUCGGUUUUCACUCCAACCCUAAUCUAUGGCACCUGAUCCUAAUAAUUAGUUGGUUGAGAAACGGAAUUAGGUUAGUUACAACUGGGGUUGGAGUGAAAACCUACAGGAGGGUAGCUCUCCAGGAACCGGGUUGGAGAGCCCUGGCACAUGUUCCUUAACCCUUACAGUUCAUGAUCACGGGGGGAAAUCUUGAAGACAGCAAGGAGGCCCUCAAAUUAGCAGAGUCCAGAGGUAAUGAUGAUGUAUCAAAAUGACUAGGAUUAAAAUGAUUAUUCACUCGUGUUUAAUGCAUUUUGUCAGCGCUAUCAGAGUUAUAACAAUUUAAUUAUGGUCAUACAAUUCGUGUCUAUGCACAGAGGAAUUUUACAGUACGGUUGGAUGUCAUCCAACACGCUGCAGUGAGUUUGAACAGAGUGGACCAGAUCAGUACUUCACAUCACUUAGGGAGUUGGCAACAUCAAACAAGGGCAAGGUGGUGGCCAUUGGAGAAUGUGGAUUAGGUAGGUUGGCAGCCAUAUAUUGUCAUCAUCUCCAACUCUUAACAGUCCCUGUUAUACAUGUAUAUUUUAGUGUUGUUUACAGUUUCAACAUACUGGUACAUGUACAAUAAAUGUGUCAAGUUAUUUAGCCCACUAUAUGCCUCUACUCUCAACACAACAGAUUUUGACAGGUUGGAAUUCUGUCCAAAAGAAACUCAAAUGAAGUGAGUUACCUUUUUAUUUUAGAAGAAUGUUUAGAGACUGCACCAAUACAAAUAAUGUACUGCACUUAACAGAAGGAAAAAUUGAAAAGUUAAGAUUAUAAAUGCAUCAAACCACUUUUUCCCUGUGACAGGUAUUUUGAGAAGCAGUUCGACUUGGCUGAGGAAACCAAACUGCCAAUGUUCCUUCACUGCAGAAACUCGCAUACGGAUUUCCUUGGUAUGUUUGUUGUCUCACACAUGUACAACAUCGGCCUCUUGAUUCCAUGACAAUGGCUAAUGUUUUGUAUUGUCAUUUUUUUAUUGGCAGACAUCAUGAAGAGAAACAGAGACAGAUGUGUCGGAGGUGUGGUAAGGAAAUGUCUCAGACGUUAUUUUGUAGUUGGGAACCAUUCAUGUAAUGAAUACAUUAUUUCCCCUUGACCCCUAGAAAAGUUAUAAAUCAGAGUGUCAUUGAAUGCUUUUCAAAUCUACCAGGUCCACUCUUUUGAUGGAACUAAAGAAGAUGCUGCUGCCCUUAUUGACCUGGAUCUAUAUAUUGGCAUAAACGGCUGGUGAGAUCAUUUUGAGAUUGAGAAGUUAUUAUGCAGAAUACGCACCUGUGUAAAAAUUGUCUAUUUCAUUCCAAAUCUUUGUUUUUGUUCUCUCACCAUUUCAGUUCUUUGAAAACAGGAGCAAAUAUUGAAGCGAUGAAGUCCAUUCCCAGUGAAAGACUGAUGAUUGAGACAGGUUUGUGACCCUGCUGAGAAAAAGUGCUUAUAUUAAUCUGUGUCUCAGCUUGCUUCAGAACAUUGGGAGAAUGCUAGUUUGAGUGAAUGCUCUCCUCACAUUUCUAGAUGCUCCAUGGUGUGGGGUGAAGAACACUCAUGCGGGGGCCAAGCACAUCAAAACUACAUUUCCCACAAAGAAGAAAUGGGAGGCAGGACACUGCUUGAAGGACAGGAACGAGCCCUGCCAUAUCAUGUAUGUCAGUUGGUUCCUAGGUUGAAAGGGAAUGUACAAUAUCUAGGGGUCUCGUUAGCAUAUAGUAUGUUACAGUGAUGACCCAAUUUAGACUUGUUCAUUCGUUCACGCUAAUCUGAGCAUAACCAGCUGAAUUAACUGCUGAAUUGAAUUGAUUAGCCCUGUGAUAACUCAUUGUGUUGUUGUUCAGGAUGAUUUGAGACUUUUUGUAAUAUCAAUAACUUUUUUACCUUUGUUCCAGACAAGUGCUUGAAGUCAUGGCUGCUGCAAGGAAUGAGGAUCCUGUGGAGAUGGCAAACAUAAUUUACAACACCACUAUGAAUGUGUUCUUUACUGGAAGCUGAUUACAUUUCCUAAAAUACAUUUUCCCUGACCUAAUUUGAAAAAGCCUUUUGCCCUUAGGGAAGAGCAUUUCAUGCUACUCUUCAAGAGUAGUUUAUGUUUACACCAUCUGCCAACAGGGUCCAACUGCUCAUGUUAGCACUUGCUGGUAUCAAUCUGUGAAGUCCUCAGAAAUGCCUUAUCGCCAACUUUGCAUGGCUUAGGAAAGUUCCUUCAAUUAGAGUCAAAGAAGAAAUAAAAUACUCAUAACCAAAUAAAAAACGUUUUUUCAUAAUGAAUUCAAGU
Coregonus sp. 'balchen' is the source of this 5261-nucleotide messenger RNA. NCBI's taxonomy places the organism in Eukaryota, Metazoa, Chordata, Actinopteri, Salmoniformes, Salmonidae. The record is from the annotation of a GenBank genome assembly.